Tyto alba (common barn owl) is the source of this 6086-nucleotide messenger RNA. It is a transcript of the gene NAA25, whose product is annotated as N-alpha-acetyltransferase 25, NatB auxiliary subunit. The record is from RefSeq and is a predicted model, not a curated record. Bases 117 to 2948 code for a protein of 943 amino acids. Gene Ontology annotation, molecular function: protein-N-terminal amino-acid acetyltransferase activity; protein binding. The transcript has 24 exons. Gene Ontology annotation, biological process: N-terminal peptidyl-methionine acetylation. NCBI's taxonomy places the organism in Eukaryota, Metazoa, Chordata, Aves, Strigiformes, Tytonidae. Gene Ontology annotation, cellular component: cytoplasm; NatB complex.
GGCGCCGUUGCCGCGGUCAGCCCGCGGAGGGGGGGUAUGCGAGGAGCUCCCGCGAAGCCCGUCCCCGGCUCCCCGGGCUGGAAGCGGGAGAUUAUCUUGAUAAUGGCAAUAAUAAAAUGGCAAUCCAGCAGGCGGAUAAACUGCUCAAAAAACACAAGGAUCUUCACUGUGCAAAGGUUCUAAAGGCAAUUGGCUUACAGAGAACUGGCAAGCAAGAUGAAGCGUAUGCUCUGGCACAAGAAGUAGCAGCACUUGAACCCACAGAUGAUAAUUCCUUGCAAGCACUAACUAUUCUUUACCGGGAAAUGCAUAGACCGGAACUGGUAACUAAACUUUAUGAGGCAGCUGUAAAGAAGGUUCCCAACAGUGAAGAGUAUCACUCUCAUCUCUUCAUGGCCUAUGCCAGGGUCGGAGAAUACAAGAAGAUGCAACAGGCUGGAAUGGCACUUUAUAAGAUUGUACCCAAAAAUCCUUACUAUUUUUGGUCUGUGAUGAGCCUGAUUAUGCAGUCUAUUUCAGCACAGGAUGAAAACCUCUCAAAGACGAUGUUCUUGCCGCUAGCGGAAAGAAUGGUGGAAAAAAUGGUGAAAGAGGAUAAGAUUGAAGCUGAGGCUGAAGUCGAACUGUACUACAUGAUUCUGGAACGUUUGGAGAAGUAUAAGGAAGCCUUAGAUGUUGUGAGAGGAAAACUAGGAGAGAAGCUGACAAGUGAGCUCCAAAGCCGUGAGAACAAGUGUAUGGCAAUGUACAAGAAGCUGUGUAGGUGGCCAGAGUGCAAUGCGCUGUCAAGAAGGCUGCUGCUGAAAAACUCAGAUGAUUGGCAGUUUUAUAUAACUUACUUUGAUUCAGUGUUUCAACUCAUUGAUGAAUCCUGGACACCUCCACCAGAAGAAGAGCACUCUUUGGAAGGAGAGGUACACUAUUCUAUAGAGCAAGCUGUGAAAUUUAUAGAAGAGAGGAUAACAGAAGAAUCUAAGAGCUCUCGGCCACUUCGGGGACCAUAUUUAGCUAAACUGGAGCUGAUUAGACGUUUGCGAUACAGAGGUUGUAAUGAUGAAUAUAAACUAGGUGAUCCAGAAGAACUAAUGUUCCAAUACUUCAAAAAAUUUGGGGACAAACCCUGCUGUUUUACUGAUCUCAAAGUAUUUGUUGAUCUCCUCCCACCCAGCCAAUACACAAAGUUCAUCAGUCAAUUGCUGGAAGUAAUCCCUCUGUCAGCAACAGCAGAGAGUGACAUCGCACUGCCAGCCGAUAUCAAAGCUCUGCAACAACAUUUGUGUGUGGUGCAGCUCUCAAGAUUGCUCGGUAUCUAUCACGCCAUGGAUAAGAAGCAAAAGCUGACUGUGGUCCAGGAGUUGAUGUUAAGAUACCGUCAUGGAUUGGAGUUUGGGAAAUCUUGUUUGAAAACUGAAUUGCAGUUUUCAGAUUAUUACUGCCUGCUUGCAGUUCACCUGCUGCUUGAUUUGUGGCUAGAAGGUGAAGAGACGGCUGUGUGGCAGUGCCUAACUCUCUUAGAAGAAGGAUUAUCUCAUAGUCCUUCUAAUGCUCAGUUUAAAUUGCUGCUCAUUCGAAUCUACUGCAGGCUUGGUGCAUUUGAACCUGUUGCAGAGCUCUAUUCCAGCCUUGAUGCAAAACACAUACAGCACGACACCAUCGGCUAUCUUCUGACGCGCUAUGCAGAGUCACUGGGCCAUUACGCUGCUGCAUCCCAAUCCUGCAAUUUUGCACUCAGGUUUUUCCACUCCAACCAGAAAGAUACCUCAGAAUAUAUCAUUCAAGCCUACAAGUACGGUGCAUUUGAGAAGAUCCCAGAAUUCAUUGCAUUUAGAAAUAGGCUGAACUCUUCCCUUCACUUUGCACAAGUUCGCACAGAACGGAUGUUGUUAGACCUCUUACUUGAAGCAAAUAUAUCAACCAGUUUAGAAGAAAGUAUAAAGUCCAUGAGUCUGAGCCCAGAGGAAGAUGACAUUCCGUGGAAAGAUUUGCGUGACAACAGAGACCUGACAGUCCUGUUUAACUGGGAUCCAAAAGACAGGGACAUUUCCGAAGAACAUAGGAAACUCUCCCUGGAAGAAGAAACUAUGUGGUUGCGAAUCCGGUCUUUAACAUUAAGGCUAGUAAGCGGACUCCCAACUCUUAGUCACACUAUUCAACCAAAGAACUCUGAAAAGACUGCAGAGAACGGCGUUUCAUCCAAGAUUGAUACAAUUCGAUCCCUGCUUCAGCAGCUGGAAGCGGCAGUGGAUUCAGGGAAGAAGUUUCUAGAACAAAAAAUUCAGUAUCCUGUCCUUGGCCCUCCUCCUACCCGAAUGGCUGGCUUCUUCAGUAAUGGCAGCUGUCAGUGCCAGACUAGCUUGUUUUAUCUUGUUAGUGAUAUUUAUGAACUAGAUACCAAUGGCUUAGAAGAUUCAGCAGAAAUCCAGGAGAGGAUAGGGAAUAGUUUCAAGUCUUUGAUAGAACGACUAACAGAAUUGUUCAAUAAAUGUAAAGGUGAUUUGAUUGAAGUCAGAGAUGGCACCUUGAAAACUCAUCCAAACCUGUUAGAAAACCUAGUCUUCUUUGUUGAGACGAUCUCCAUUGCCCUGUGGGUAUCAAGUUACUGUGACAGUGUCCUCCGACCUUUUAAAUCCAACCUGCAAAAAAAGAAGAAGAAAAAAAAAGAAAGCAGUGUAGCUAUGCCACCGGUAUUUACACAUUUUCUGGAUUAUGUUACUGAACUACAGACGUUAACUUCCAAUGUAAUAGAUCACAUCAAAGGGCUUGAAAUGAUUCUGACUGCACUAAAACUUGAAGAGCUGUCCCUCAAGGACACUCUGCUUUUACAGGAAGAAAAAAAGUUUACAAAGACUGUGCAAGGGAAGGUCCAGAGCAGUUACCAUCACUCGGUUCAGGAAAUUGGAGAGCUGCUGAAAAAGAGACUCGAUACCAUUAAAAAACUAAAGAUUUGAGAAAUGCAUCCUUGACUGGCUCCACAGGGGAGUGACACCAGAGUCCCAGACAGAAGCAACAUCCAAUAUACCAUCACUUUAAUCCCGAACUUCCUCAUAAUGCAUGAAGGACUUAAAAUCAUAAAACAAUUUUUUUAGGUAUUACAGAUGUAUUGAGCUGAUUUAAAUUAUUGUACAUAAACGAGAAGCAGGGACCCUUAUCGGGGCUUGACCACUUUUUAUACAUGUUCAUAAGUAUAUUGCAACAGGAGAAAAUUAACUUUCUUCCCUUUUGAUCUCUAGAAACAACUGGAGAUGGUCUUUAGAAGCAGCAAUAGAAAUCCAGUGUAAAGCAUAUAUCUCAAAGGAAUUGUAUUUUCAUCACCAUACAGUGUUUAUAAUUUUUGUAUGGUCCUUGCCUUAGAAAUGCAGAAAUUGUAGAUGCCCGCAUUCAGCCACCUCCAGUGAAGUGAGCCGUUUUGGAGUUGCCUAUUUUGUCUGCAAGCCACCUGGUCCCACUGAAUUAAUUCCAUGUGUUGGUCCAGCAGGGAGAGGGGAGGCUGCGCUGGAGGAACACCCUCAUCAUCCAGCCUUCCAGCAGAGCCCAGCCCUCCAGCGCAGGGGGGAAGAGGUGGUGGUUUCAGUGUACACACAGGUUGUUUUCACCGUUCAGAGAAAAUACAAACUUGAUGAGGAGCAAACUUGGCUGUUAAGCUUUAGAGAGAGAGAUGGGAAUCAGUGUUUCAGCAAAAAAAGACAAACUGAGAGACCUUGUGUAUAUAAUAGGUGCAGUGAAGUCUGACACUGCAGUCUGGUUUCAUGUCAGUUUAAUGUAAAACAGCAAUCAUCAUGACUUUUAAAAAGUGUAUUUAGAUUACUGAAACUUUAAGACUUAAAUAUUUUAAUAGAAAUUAAAUCCUAUUGGCUUUGGUUUUAAGUUGGCAGAGGUAACUUUUGCUUCCGCUGUGGUAUGAGGCUGAGAAUACUUUUUGUAACUGUAUGCUUGCUUUUUGCAGUUGAUCUUUCAUUAUUCAAGUACUAGCUCAUUAGGCAUUUUGUUAGAAAGUGCAGUCGCAUCAUCUGCCCCCACUCACUGAAUCUGCAUUUCUGCUGGGUUUUUUUGUUUUGAAGGAGUAAUGCAGCCUAAAAUUGGGAGGCAAAAAAAGGUACAUGUACCUGCAAUACAAGGGACAGGUCAGACUUUACAGAUUCCUCAUCUUCUGAUAUAAAGCAGCUAGUAUCUCAAGUCUAUAUUUAAAGUUUUAAGAGAGCUGACAAUCUUACCUUUGUCAUCUCUUCUAUGUUUUGUUAGUAAUGCUAGAAUGUUGAUGAGAGUAUUUUUUUAAAAUAAAUCCCCUGUAUAAAAAAAAAAAAAAAAAAAAAAAAAGCUGCUCUUGCUGGAUUUAGUUUUACUUUGUCCCAUCCUGAAAGGGAAAGAAGAAUGUCUGCAAAUUGUCCAAAUUGUAAUGGAUGUCCUGAUGGUUUAAUUGCAGUGUCUGGUAAGUGCUCUGGGCUGGAGGAAUACUGAAAUGUGUUAAGUCUGUUUUAUAGUAAUACUUUUCCUGGAAAAGAAAAAGAGAAAAAAGAAAAAAAAAAGAAUGAACUCUUCUAUGUUGUAUAGAAAUACUUUUUUUGGAAGAAAGGUGUGCUCCUUAAAUUAAAGCAAGACUGAUGACUGAGUUGAUGCUUUAAAGUGUGUAGGGUAAGUGGAAACAGUCCCAUUGCUGAGGUGAUGCCAUUCACAGAGAAGCACUGAGCCAGAAAUCUGCACUGUCCCUUCUCAUUCAAGGAAGCAAAUGGCUGUUGCUGAUGUUCCUAUCCCCUCCCUCCCCCGGCACUGCUAACUCGAGGGAGCUUCGCCCAAACACCAGCAUUGGACGUAAAGUUGAUGGAGCACCCUCAUCCAGAGGGGACAGUCCAGGGGCUGAUUUAUGCUGGAGUUUCUUUCCACUGCUGCUACAACAGGUUGAACUCAACCAGUCGUAUCAAUAAGCAAUGGUGAAAAUGUAAGUGUAAGGUUAAUGUAACCAAGCUUUUUAAAUCCUCCCAUGUGCCUGAAAGCAGAACUUGCUUUAAAAAAAGGUUUUCUGCAUCAGCUCCCUUAAAAGCAGAAUUGAAACUGCUGCGGGGGGAUUGUGGACAUGUGUCAUCUGAAGCAAAGUCUGAGAAGGGAUGGAACCAUGACUUGUUCUUGCUUCCCAUCGCAGCAUUUGACACGGUGCAGGCACAGCGUGGGCCGGUCACUCAAACCAUCCCCGUGCCAGCACAGAGGAAUAGACUGCUUCUCAGUGCUAGCUGCUGUCCCGUUUCCAGUUCCAGCCACUGGCAAAUGAUAAGCUUGUCAAACAAUUUUUGGAUUACUCAGUGUUUUAUAAAACCAGAUGCCAUCUCUUCCUGAGCUGUAGUUUCUCUAUAGGAGGAAACUGUACAAAAAUGAUUGUGUACUGAUUGUUUUGGGGCUUGGGUGAGGGAGAACUUCUCUCCCCCUAUAAAUUGUGUACAGUUAAAUAUAUAUUUCUUACGAAAGAGCAUUUCCCUUCCAGAAUAUGUCCCACAGGAACCUGGUAAGAAAUUCAAGCUAUAACCCGUUGCUGCUGUUCCCCCUCUUCUGAUCUUGGGAUUUGUUUUUGUUUCAGAUUUUUUUUUUUUUUGGUGAUGAAUUGAAAAACAUACUUAGAAGAAGCUACCAAGACUACUGUUUACAGACUGAAAAAAUACUGCUUUUAUACUACUGGGAUCAUGAGCCACGAUCCUUUUACAGGUUUCCUCAACUCCUCUUUGCUCAAAAUCAGUGUCUGAUGUAGAUCAAAGUCAGAAGUCUCCUACCCUGCUUUGUCUACAUCCAGGACAAAAUGUACAACGCGUUUGUGUUGCCCAUCAUUUUUGUACAUUUUAACUGUUCAAAAAUUGCAUUUAUAUUUUGCAAUCAUUGAUAAUCAUGACUUUAUUUUAACCGCUAGUAAUCUUAGAGGGGUUUUUUUUGUUGUUGUAUCUGCAGCCUUAUUUGAACUUUCUCUUCCUUGACUAUUCAUUGUUAAUUUAUGACUGUAGAAGAGAUGUAUGCCUCAGCCUUCUACGGACUUAAGUGACACAACUGCACCUGAUCUGCUUUAAACUGGAUGGGUUUAUAAUUUAUAUAAAAGUCAGUUUCGUUACAAA